UUGGUCAGAGAAAGUCUUGACAUUACCCUCAGAAUAAGUUUUGUAUUUUAAUUUCGAAAGACCCUACUUCAGCCUAUACAAGAUGCCAUUCGGUCGACGCGACAAAGAUUUCAAGGAGCUGAAAAAAAUUCAAAAGGCUGAUAAACUCAUAUAUUUUCGUGUUGUGGCCACUGUCAUACCAGGGAUUUUGUUGGGUGGCUAUGCCGGCAUGAAGAUUGCACAGUUUCUUGAAGUAUGCGAACUGUUCACGCCCGAUACCGUGGAAAACGAUGACUAGAAGACAGCAUGGCACAGAUUGAACAAGAGUAUUUGGAGCAAGCCAGAAGCAUCCUGUCCUCUAUAUGUAUGCUAAUGUGUCGGGGCCAAACAAGCCAAACGGGAUGCUAGAAAAAAAGAGCAGUCCAGACCGGUAAUUCCAAGAAAUCAGCCCACAAAUUUUUAAUUGAAUCAUAAUUAUGGGACCAGGUUUAAAAUUAUAUAGUUUAUCUUAAUAAAGCUUAUUCUACGGAAAAGCGAAAUUUUACAAUUGAAAACUAUUUAUAAAAAUCUCUUUAUCCCUUGAG
Molecule: messenger RNA, 563 nt
Organism: Drosophila kikkawai
Lineage: Eukaryota; Metazoa; Arthropoda; Insecta; Diptera; Drosophilidae
Product: essential MCU regulator, mitochondrial
Source: RefSeq, a predicted model, not a curated record